Messenger RNA from Trichoderma harzianum CBS 226.95, 1065 nucleotides. RefSeq lists its product as hypothetical. The record is from RefSeq and is a predicted model, not a curated record. Bases 250 to 951 code for a protein of 233 amino acids. Lineage: Eukaryota; Fungi; Ascomycota; Sordariomycetes; Hypocreales; Hypocreaceae. The transcript has a single exon.
AGCUUUGCAUGGGCGGUGGACACGUAGUAGCCGGCUGCUAGAUUUUUCUUUUUCUUUGCCUUUUUCUCCCCCUCUUUUCCCCUCAGCUGUAUUACUUCUCGUCCUAAUUCGCUACCAUCGUGACAAGCGACGAGCGAGAGGAGACGCCGCCUCCUGCAAGGGGUGUCACUUCUCACAAACGCCCUCCAUCUCAACAGAUGCAAGGUACCCGAUGCCACCGAAUAGACCCGAUCCUACCUAUUCACACCAAUGCUGUACAGGUACACACGCUCUCCCCCUUCCACUCCUCUUCUCUCCCCAUCUCCCUCUCUCGCCUGGGUACCUCCACAUUGUGGGCACUUACACACACAAGGACGCGCACACACACUACAGAUGCCAUUGCCCAGCCCUUUCGGGUCAGACUCCCAUCCGUCCGCACCCCUUCUGCCGAUUCGUUUAGCCUUCUCUCCCCUCUCUUCUCUUUCUCUCUUCUUGGGGGCCUUUUGCAUAUUCAUCCGCCCCCAAAUUUUCUUUUCUCCCUCUAAAGCUCGGCAUCGUGCAGUACAAACGCCGACGCAGGAACGCAAUAGUCGCCCAAAGUCUGCCCACCACAAAAAAAAAUCCUCAUGCAAGGGAGAGAGAGGGGGGGAAGGGAACUCAGCUCGGCAAUCGUCCUGCCGCCUCCCCCCUCCUUUCUGCUCAAUUGAGUUUUCUGCGGCUCAUUUUUUUCUUUCAAUUUUGACGCUUUUGGGGACCAAGCGUCCGGUGAGGCUUCUUCGCCAAGCUGAACCUUCUUCUCCAGUGCUGCGAACAUGUUGCCCAUUUCUCCGCUUGAGUUCGGCGGUACUACGCCCGGGUUACCCGUCCAUUGACGGAUUUUGUGGCCCUUUUCGCUUUCUUUCUUCUCUUUCAAGUAUACUUUGUGACCGUAGGAACAAUUCAGGUCGGGUAGCUCCAGCAUGGCACCAAUGAGAGACUCAGCUCCAGCCAUUGAUUGCUGCCUGCUUGUGGCCUGUCAUCUACUAAGUAGACGAUAGUGCUACCUUGGCGCAACACCUUGGGCUUCCGGCUGUGAAAAUACCUACA